Messenger RNA from Besnoitia besnoiti, 1860 nucleotides. RefSeq lists its product as uncharacterized. The transcript has a single exon. The record is from RefSeq and is a predicted model, not a curated record. NCBI's taxonomy places the organism in Eukaryota, Apicomplexa, Conoidasida, Eucoccidiorida, Sarcocystidae. Bases 1 to 1860 code for a protein of 619 amino acids.
AUGAAGUUCUACUUCGGUCAUACGCUGUUUUCUUCCCCCCAUUCAUGGCGGCUCGUACACGCUGUUCUGUCUUCUUUAUCUCUCCUUGCUCUGCUCGUGGCGCUGAAAAGCCUGGACGGAGGGACGAAGAAAGCAGAAGUCCCUUUUCACGAAGCUGAGAUUCGCGCUUCUUCGGUUUUUUCACAUGAGGCAGAAAGACCGGGCCUUCUUACGCUCCCUGCGCUGCCCUCAGCUUCCCUGCAUCUCCUUCAUCGGCGUGGCCUGAGGUCGCCAAGUGUACGUACACCGCAGAUCGCCGCGCGAGGGUCCCCGGAGAAUGUCACCGUGCUGCCAUUUCUUCUCUACGCACACGCUUCGCCGCCUAGCGCCCCGCUUUCCGGCGCGGACGUUCCUCGCUUGCAGACGGAUGAACAAGUGAAAGCAGCUUCCGCUUCUCAGGGUGACAGCUCCCGAGGGAGGAGAGAUGGCGGAGAAAGCAGAAAGAAAGAGGAGGCCGCGCCGGCGAGAGGAGGCGCAGCGGAGGAAGGCAAUGAGGCCGAGAACGAAGAAAGGCUCACGCCCGAUGAAGUUCUGGGGGUGCCAUUCUGGUCCGUUCCGCGGACACGUCCCGUUGAAGAGGCGGCAGCGUUGUUGCACCCGUCUCUCGUGCCUCUCUCACGUCUUUUCCUUUUCCGCUCUGAACAGCCUUCCUUGGAAGACGCAAACGCCGCUGAUUUUCACUCUUCUCCGUCUGCUUCUGCCUCCACUGCCGCCUCCCCCCGUCGCAGGCCCGCUCCAAAAUUCUUCUCGACUUCGCUCUCGUCGUACCUCGAGGCGCUCUUUGCUUCUCUGGUGCGGGUUGUGCCGGAUGUGCAGCUGUACAACCUCCCGCUGCGCCCAGACUUUUGCGUUUUCCUUCCGCUGCCGGCGGAUUUUCUCGUUGCUCACACGCGCUACGGCUUCAAGGAGUCGCACCUCGGGGCUGCGCCCGUCCACGAUCUCACACUGCAGCUUCACGGGAAGAGGGAGAUCUGCGCGGCUGCCGCGGCAGCCUUUCGCCUUCACGUAAAUCGACGCGCGAGAGAUGCAGAGGCACGAGUCGCAGGCCGGCAAACGGAGGGAGAAAACGCGCGCCCGCACGCAGUCAGGGAUCGCGGCCCAAACCAACGCGAAGGGAGGGAGCAGGAGAAGCCGGGGCAGGAUGGGGGGGACGCACGGAGCGUUUCGGAGGAAAGGAAGGCCGAGCUCGUCUCGUGGCUCGGUGCGGACUGCGAGUCUCUUUUCGAGGCUGAAGAGCGGCUUUCUUGUUUCCCACUGGGAACAGAAGGCGAGCUGCCCGCGUCUCUGGACUAUGUAGAUACAGACGGAAUCGCCCGCUUCACCUGGAAGGCCUUGUUUUCGCGGUUUGCUGCGACUCUUUCCUCGCGGGGCCUCUACAGUGCUGCGCUCGAUGUCAUCUUGCCGUGGACGUAUACUACAGAUAGCCAAGGGCGGCUCCACAGCGCCAGCUGCGCGAACGGCGGUCCUUUGAUUCCGUUUCGCUUUGCGCCGGAUUCGCGCGAGAGUUCGGUUCUCCAGAGUGCUGGAAAAGUCUCAGAUUCGCCGAAAACCGCAAAGGAAAGGACCGCUUUUGACGGCUUUUUGGUCGAGGUGUGUAGCGCCAGACGAGGACGGUCGUUUGACCCGGUGUACGUACAGCUGCAUUUUCUGUUCAACCUGGUUUUCCUCACGUAUCCCUACGGAGUCGCACCGGUUGUCUUUACUGUUGUUGAAUCCGUGCUCCUGGCUGUUGUGCUCACGGCUGUGGCGCUCUGGUGGCUCUACGGGAGAAGGAGAUCGUCCGCAUAUUUCUCUGUUGCCGCAAAGGACAAGUCUGUCUAG